This is a messenger RNA of Microcebus murinus (gray mouse lemur), 4004 nucleotides long. The record is from RefSeq and is a predicted model, not a curated record. Lineage: Eukaryota; Metazoa; Chordata; Mammalia; Primates; Cheirogaleidae.
GGAUGGGCUUCCAGUCUGGCUUCGUACAGAGAUGCUAUGGGAUACCUCAGAAACUUCCUGAGUGGCUAGUAUAACUAUGAGGCUUUGGAUCUUGGUUAAAUACAAGCAAAUUUUAAUAGCAACCUAGUAGAGGGUAAAAUGCCAAUCCUGCCAAACUUCUGUUCCAGGCAGGGGGCUAUCCUGCCACUCUCAGAACUGGCUGUCAUCUGCUGCUCUCUUGUCACACUGACACGGCCCCCUGGCUGGGCUGAUUGGUCGCUGGCAAUAACUGAUAUGGAAUACUGAUUUGUCUCUGGCAGUUCCUUCCACUCCAAAGAGGCUGCUUUCUACCCCUCUUCUUGCUUUCCCAAGCCCAGCCUGGUGCCCACCUUCCCCCAACCAUGCCACCCCUGCACCCUGGGGGGAGGACCAGUCCUGGCGUGAUGCUCUGAGGAGGUGGUGAAAUCCACCAGGCUGCUCUCACUCCGGCUCGCUCUCGGGAGAGUCCUGUUCCAGACUUCUCAGGGUUUUUACAGCACAAACAACUGCAUGCGGCCCGAGGGGAGGCUGAAAAGGACUUGUGUGUGGUGGUUUUACUGCCUCUCGUCACUUUUGUUGGCCGCCUCCUGACUCCUGGAGGUUCAGGCUGGAUUUCUUUCUGCCGGAAGACACUGAGGAAAGAUCCCUUCUCCUUCUGUUGACUCUUUCUAUUUUUAUGGUAAGUGCUUGCAUUGAAUGAGCUGCUCGGCUGCUGCAGUGAACUGAACCGGCUCGCUCUGCUCGCUGUCUUCCCAGCUAAGCUUAGUGACCUUCCUUCUGCAUUUCUAAUGUUUUCAUGGAACCCCGUCUGGGGUGAUCCAGCUAACUAAAAUGCCAGGGUCCAUUUGCCUGGAUUGUUUGUCUUUUUAUCUUUUUUCCCAUAAACGUGAGCUCUUAGGCUGUGAUGGAAAUAUAAGUGCUCUCUCUUUGUCCUUGAAGCAGCAGCCAGGGAAAUGUGUUCACGAUGGUAAACUGCAGCAGUGUGCAGGGAAUCUGUGGUGGAUGACUGACAAAUUUGGGCAAGAUCAGCCCUCAGCAUGCUCAGGGCACCCUCUCACAAUCGGAAGGGCUGGGGGUGAUCUGCCCACAUACCAAACUAUCCCAUCAUUCUGGGGGAAGAUGAGCACACACGUGUGAGUUAUGUGGAGUCUGCUGUGGGCAGCUUUGCUUUACGCACCUGCCUGUGGGUCCAGAAUGACCCUAUAAUCUUGUGGGGUUUAUAACUUGGGCAGGAACAUUCUCGGCGGGAGGAAUCCUGCGCUGGCAGAUGGAGUAGACUGCAUGACCUCAUUGCUUCUUUCCCUUCCGAGUCUCAGGGUACCCAGUUCUGCAAACCCUAUCUUGCAGCCUCUUCAGAGGGUUGGUAGGGCAGUGAUGAGAGGAACAUUUUUGAGUUGACAACAUAGUUUUGUCCUCUUGCCGGGAGAUAAAAUGCUUUGAGGCUAUUGGAAAUGGUUAGACUUUUCUAAGAGAAAACAAGCAGGUUUCUGAUGAAGAAUAUGCAUGUGGCAGAUUGUUUAUUCCACGGCAUUACUCUUAGAAUAGUGCUCUAAUUUUUCACCUGGUCUCCUGAGGUUUGCUAUGAAGAGCAUCACAACUUCAAGUCUAUGACUGGCUGCUGCUUGACGCCCAAAGGAAACCAAGAACAUUUUGGUAGUUUCACCUUGUUGAACCUGUGCAUUGCAGGAGUCUCUCCUUACAGGGGGAUUGUGUUGUUGUUGUUAGCAGGUUUAAGUUUAUCUAUUCAUGGGGCUGAAAAGCGUUUGCAAAUCCAUCAACGGCGAAGUGUGGCAAGCCGCCCAGGGUCACACCGCCUGCCCGUGGUCAGGCAUUCCUCACUCCCACCAGGCAGAAGGUCAAUAAAAAUGGAGGCCAGCUCUUCUGGAAUCACUCAUGGAAAAACCAAAGUCUUCCACCCAGAAGGAGGUGUGGAUUUGCAAGGCUACCAGCUGGAUAUGCAAAUACUACCUGACGGCCCAAAGAGUGAUGUGGACUUUUCAGAGAUUCUUAAUGCAAUACAAGAAAUGGCCAAGGAUGUCAAUAUUCUUUUUGAUGAAUUAGAAGCUGUCAAUAGUCCUUGCAAAGAUGAUGAUUCUCUCCUUCACCCUGGAAACCUGACUAGUACUUCAGAUGACACCAGCAGAUUGGAAGCAGGAGGAGAGACAGUGCCGGAAAGACACAAAUUAAAUGGACUUUACUUUAGAGAUGGAAGGUGUCGAAUUGACUACAUUCUUGUGUACAGAAAAUCCAACCCCCAGACCGAAAAGAGAGAAGUAUUUGAAAGAAAUAUUAGAGCAGAAGGAUUGCAAAUGGAGAAAGAGUCUUCUCUAAUAAAUAGUGACAUUAUCUUUGUGAAGUUGCAUGCCCCAUGGGAAGUCCUUGGAAGAUACGCAGAACAAAUGAAUGUAAGAAUGCCUUUCAGGAGAAAAAUCUAUUACCUGCCCCGCCGGUACAAGUUCAUGAGCAGGAUCGAUAAACAAAUAAGCAGGUUUCGGAGAUGGUUACCUAAGAAGCCAAUGAGGCUGGACAAGGAGACACUGCCAGACCUGGAGGAGAAUGACUGCUACACUGCCCCUUUCAGCCAGCAAAGGAUCCAUCACUUCAUCAUACACAACAAAGACACGUUCUUCAACAACGCCACAAGAAGUAGAAUUGUGCAUCAUAUUUUACAAAGAAUAAAGUAUGAAGAAGGAAAAAACAAAAUUGGUCUGAAUCGUUUGCUCACCAAUGGCUCCUAUGAAGCUGCAUUUCCCCUGCAUGAGGGAAGUUACAGAAGUAAAAACUCCAUUCGAACCCACGGAGCGGAGAACCACCGACAUCUACUCUAUGAGUGCUGGGCUUCCUGGGGUGUGUGGUAUAAAUACCAGCCUUUGGAUCUUGUAAGGCGGUACUUUGGAGAGAAGAUUGGGUUAUAUUUUGCCUGGUUGGGCUGGUAUACCGGCAUGCUCUUCCCAGCUGCCUUCAUUGGAUUGUUCGUCUUUUUGUACGGAGUCGUCACUCUGGAUCACUGCCAAGUCAGUAAAGAAGUCUGCCAAGCUACAGACAUCAUCAUGUGUCCUGUGUGUGAUAAAUACUGUCCAUUCAUGAGGCUAUCAGACAGCUGUGUUUAUGCCAAGGUAACCCACCUUUUUGACAAUGGAGCCACUGUCUUCUUUGCUGUUUUCAUGGCAGUCUGGGCAACAGUUUUCCUGGAGUUCUGGAAAAGACGGCGAGCCGUAAUUGCGUAUGACUGGGAUUUGAUAGACUGGGAAGAAGAGGAGGAAGAAAUCCGACCCCAGUUUGAAGCCAAGUAUUCCAAGAAAGAGCGGAUGAAUCCCAUUUCGGGAAAGCCAGAACCUUAUCAAGCAUUUGCAGAUAAAUGCAGCAGACUUAUCGUUUCUGCAUCUGGAAUAUUUUUUAUGGUUUGAAAAUUUUUUUAAAAAAAAAUCCCUUUAUUUGUUUCAUAAAGUACAAACCUAUAGCACAAAAACAACAAUAAUUGUAUCAGGCAUUUGCAUAGUUCUAUAAAACAUUUUUCACUUUAUGUUAUUUAAUCCUCAUAAUAGCUCUGUUUGGUGGUCAGGGAUGGUAUUGCCAUGCCCAUAUUACAGAUGGAGCAGCUGAGACUCCAAAAGGUUGUGGGGCUUGCCUACGGUCAGCCAGUAAGUGGCUAAGAGCUCAGGCCCUCUACUCCAAUAUGAUGUUCUUGCCACUCGCCAUGUUCCACUAUGCCAUGCUGAAAGGAACUGAAAAUGUUCCACUAUGCCAUGCUAAAAGGAACUGAAAAUUUGGGGUAGGAUCUCCAGCAGUGUUUUUCCACCUUUUUCCCAUGCCCAUGCAGUAAGAAAUGCAUUCUCCGUCAUAAGCCAGUAUAUGCUAUGCAAGUAGAUGUCAAAAACUGAAUAUAACUAAAACAAUAGUCAGCUUUACAAUAUGCAAUAAACUCUGGUUUUUCUGUUUUAUUAUGUCUAUAUUUUUACUACCAGAUAAAAUCUCCCAAAAUUGAU